AUGCAAGAGUGCUAAGAAUAAGAUCACAAUUAAUAAGAAAUAAUAUUAAUUUGCAUAAAUAUGGAUUGUUAGUUAAAAAGAGCGUGUUGUUUGGAUUGUAUUCAAAAGCAUAAAUCACAUAAAUAAGAUUUGAAAACAAUCAAAUAAAUUACAUUAUGGAAAAAGAAUACAACCUAAAGUUACGAACUAUAUUAAAAAAAGAUGAAUUAGAUUAUUGAAAUUAUGGGUUAGGCUGAGAAAUACUUAUCUGAUAUAGGUGAAGAUAUAGAAAAAUCAUUAGAAGUAAUAAUGAAUGAGGAAUAUGAAAAAUAAAUUAGUAAUUUGUUAAGAAUACAAUAAUUAUCAUCAUCUUUUAAUUAAUUAAUAUCUAAUUUGGAGACAUUAAUGGAACCUAUUUCAUAAAUAUUUUCUAUUGUUGAUGCAUCUUCAAGAGACAAAUAAGUUAAGACAUAGACAACUCAAAAUAACCCUAGUAUGAAACUAAAAACUAUUGUCUAAGAAUAAUAAAUAAAAUAUAAAUAAAAAAUAGAUUUAGAAAAUUAAGAGUUUAAACAAAAUUAAGGAAUUAAAAUAUUGAAUAAUUUAAAUAUAAUCAGGAAAGAGAAUAAUUUUAAUAUAUAUUAAUAUCCUAGGUAUUACAAAUCAUCAAUUGAAUAUCUAGAAGACUACAAAACCAUUAUACUUAUAGGUACAUAAAGUUCAGAGAAGUAAAAUCUAAUAAACUUAUUUGUUAAUUACUAUAAUAGUGUUUAAUUUACAGAUCCUUAUAGAUUUGAAAUUAUUGAUGAUAUUGAUAUAAACAAAGAAAAACAAAAUGAUGAAUAUGAAUAAAUGAAAGUUUAUUAUAUUAUUCCAUAAAAUGGUUAAUCAGGACUUAGAAUUAUAUAUACACCAGAUUAUAAUGAUGAUCUAUGUUAUGAUGAUCAAAACAAAUCAGAUAUAAUAUACAAUCUUAUAUCUAAUUCAAUUUCAUUAAAUCAAAACAUUUUAAUUGGUUUUGUUAUUCCUUAAUAAGUUUAAAUAGGUUCAUUUUAUAUGUUAGAAUCUAUCUUAAGUAAAUUUCCAAAUAUACUAAUUUAAAAUAUAGUAUUUUUAUUUCCAGAUUGUAUAAACGACUAUCCUAAAUAGAAAUAAAUAUUAUAAUCUUAAAUAGAAAAUAUAAAUGGAAUAUUAUCUCCUGUUUGUAAAAUGAUAACAACCAUGAGAAAUAUUUGGUAUCUUAAAUUUAAUUCUGCUGCUUUAUUUGUAAAUCAUAAAACUUAAGAAAAUUAAUUUAUCUGGGAAAUGGGUAAUAAUAGUUUUUAAUUGCUACUUAAUAAUUAUUUAUUAAACAAAAUUAAUUAUAAUAAAUUAUCAGAGAUGAAGGUUAAAUAUGAUGAAUUUUAUAAUACUAUUAAUUUUUACAUUUACAUAUAAAAAAUGAAGCAAAAGUUUAUGGAGUUGUAUAAAAGAGACAAUUUUCAUUUAGAUUUUGAAUAAAAAAUAGAAAUUUGUUAAUAAUAAAUAGGAAAGUAUAUAAAUUUAUAAAACGAAGAUUAUUCAUUUUAUAAAAUAAGUUAGCCAACUAAAUAAAUUAUUGAAGAAAUUAUGAAGAAAUUCGAUAACUCCAUAGAAGAAGAUAACAAGAAAUUAGAAUCAUUCUAAUCUCUAUUUAAAAAUUAAGAAUUAUAUAAUAAGAACUUUGAAGAGUUUUAAGAUUUGUUUAAAAAUUUUGAAAAUUCCAUGUUUUAAGAAUAUAAUUCUUGGAGAUUGUAUUUUAGAUUUAAUUCAAUAUUAACUUCUAUUAAUCACAGUUAAUGGAAAUAUUAUGAACAUUUAAAUUCCAAAGAAUAAAGCUCAAAGUAGGAGGGAUGGGAAGAAAGAGUGAAACUAUUAAAUAAUAAAACUAAAUUCUUUUUUUAUUUUGAUAAUUAGAGCAAAAUACCUAAUUUAGAUCAGCUAAGUAAAUUAUGGUUUGAUUAAUAUUUUAUUCCAAAAUAAUGUUCAAUAAUGUAAUAUAUCAAGCAUUCAUGGAGUUUUAAAUAGAAUACUUAUUUUGAGACAGGAUUGAAUGUUGGAAAUGUAAAAUUAUUUAAUAAUUACAAAAAGAUAGAAAUUACAAAAAGAAUAUUAUAAGAUUGUGAUACACAUUUUGAAAAUUUCAUUUAGAAAAUUUUGCAAGUUCUAUUAUCUUGA
Messenger RNA from Paramecium sonneborni, 2175 nucleotides. NCBI's taxonomy places the organism in Eukaryota, Ciliophora, Oligohymenophorea, Peniculida, Parameciidae. The record is from the annotation of a GenBank genome assembly.